Messenger RNA from Fulmarus glacialis (Northern fulmar), 403 nucleotides. Its product is annotated as heat shock transcription factor, Y-linked-like. The record is from RefSeq and is a predicted model, not a curated record. The annotation marks the transcript as partial. NCBI's taxonomy places the organism in Eukaryota, Metazoa, Chordata, Aves, Procellariiformes, Procellariidae. The transcript has 2 exons. Gene Ontology annotation, biological process: regulation of DNA-templated transcription. Gene Ontology annotation, molecular function: sequence-specific DNA binding; DNA-binding transcription factor activity.
CUUUGGAAAAUGGUGGAAAGCAACCGGUUUCAGUCCAUUUGGUGGAGUGAGGGUAGAAAAUGUGUGGCCAUCAAUGAAGAACUCUUCAAAGAGGAGGUGCUGGGCAGGGGAGGACCUCUGCGGGUUUUUGCCACGCAGAGCAUGAAGAGUUUCCUUCGACAGCUGAACCUCUAUGGAUUCACCAAAAUGCAGCAGGAUUUCCAAAGGUCUGCUUCCCUGCCUGAAUUCCUGGCAGAAGAAGCAGCAGCUUCUGCUCACAGCAAGAUACUCUACUACUACAACCCCUACUUCAACAGAGAGCAUCCCCACCUGCUGGAAAAGUGCAAGAGGAGAGUUGGCCUCAAACGCAGAGCCCCAGAUGCACCGGAGAUGGAUGAAAGGCACCCCUCCAGAAGCCCAGAUG